AUGUUCUGGCGUUUUGGGGGAUAUGCAAGUAUCUCCACCAUCGAUACCCUACUCGACAAGCCCGAGGUCACCCUUGAAGACCUGCUGGAUGAGCCGGAGAUAAUCCAGGAGCUGAAACAGCAUAAUACGAAACUCAUAGAAUUUCUACGCGAGGAUCAUGUCUUGAAACGGCUUAUGGACUAUGUCACUGCACCAAGCUUGGUGAACGACGAUGAAGAAAAUGACGACGAAGCCCACGAAUCGGGCGCUACGAAGGGAAAAGGCGCCGAGAAGAGAGAAGGAACGGACCCAUUGAAGAGUGUGCUGGACCCCGAGGACCUCGAGAGAGUUGAAAAGAGUCGCUUGAAGCAUGCGUAUGUUGCGUGCGAGGUUCUUUCUUCGGAGACUUGGUCCAUCUUGGAGUCUAUUAUGGCAAACCCCGCUUACCUACGCGACUUCUGGGGCUUUCUGCGACGAUCCCCGCCGCUCGACUCCAUACAGGCCUCCUAUUUUACUAAAGUGAACGAGACCCUGCUCGAUAAAAAGACUGAAGAGAUGUUGGAAUUCCUGAGGUCGUUGGAUGGAAUUGUUCCUGCACUGCUGCAGCACGUUGAUAAUCCUAUGGUCAUGGAUUUGCUCCUGAAGAUCAUCAGCCUGGAAAAAGCUGAGGGCGGACAAGGCACCGUGGAUUGGCUGCAGUCUCAGGACCUGAUACCGACUCUGCUGUCAUUCCUUGCGCCCGACUACCCAGGCUCCGUGCAGACCUCUGCAGGCGAUUUCCUCAAAGCUAUCAUCACUAUCUCCGCAAACGCGACUCCCAACGACCAGUCAUGCAUCGGACCUAACAGCCUGACGCGCCAAUUAGUCUCUCCUGAGUGUAUCCAGCUGCUGGUCAAUGCGAUGUUGAAGGGCGGUAACCCGCUAACUGUGGGUGUUGGGAUCGUGAUUGAGGUCAUUCGGAAGAAUAACUCGGAUUAUGAUCCGGAGAGUAUGGGCGGCCCCGAGUCUAUGCCUACGCCUUACGAUCCAAUCUACCUUGGCCACUUACUUCGAACAUUCGCCAAGCACAUUCCCGACUUCAUGACACUGAUCCGGAGCUCAAAGCACACAAUUCACGAUGGUACCCAGCUGAAGACUGUCGACCGAGGGCGUCUCAGCUCCGCAUGGGGCGCAACUAUCGAGCCCCUUGGCUUUGAUCGUUUCAAGACUUGCGAGUUGAUGGCGGAGUUGCUGCACUGUAGUAACAUGGGCCUUCUCAAUGAGCCAGGCAGUGACGAAUAUGUCCGGCACCGCAAUGAGGAGCGUGAGAGACUGAUUCGCAAUGGAUUCUUCAACCCCAACCGUGAGGAGCAUGAGGGUCUGGAAUACAACGACACUGCAGACUUCACAAAUGGCUCGAUCAUGGACAGCGGAUCGCCUGAGGCUCGCAAGGCUGAAUUGCAACAUGCUGGCGACGAAGAGGGCUUUGAGGAUGUUGGUGCCUCUGGCGAUCUGGCUAAUGAGAAAGAAGAAGGCAAAGCAGAAGCUUCAUCGGAAACUGCUGCUGAGUCUCUCCCCACGGAAAAGACCGAGACCGAGACCGGUGCUCCGGCUCCACCUACUGGUCUCGCAGACCAGGUCGGCGAAAUUAAGCUUGAAAAUGAAACCCCAGAGAAAGAAGCAAUUGUAUCAGACCAAAAAGAUCAGAACACAGCCUCUGCCCAGCCAGAGGAUGAAACCGGAACAGCCAACGAUGGGGGCGCCGAAGAUGCCGCGGAUCAGUAUAUCCAAUACGACACGGAUGGACAUCCCGUGGUCGGAGAUUAUUUAAAGAUCCAGUUCGUCGAGAACAAGGUCGUGCCCACAAUACUGGGCUUUUUCUUCCGAUUCCCGUGGAACAACUUCCUUCAUAAUGUUGUGUACGACGUGGUCCAGCAGGUUUUCAACGGUCCCAUGGAACGCGGGUACAACCGCGCCCUCGCCAUCAACGUAUUCGAACAUGGCCAGAUUACGAAUGCCAUUGUCGAAGGCCAGAAGCGCAGCGACGAGGCCCAAAAGACUAAGCAGAUUCGCCUUGGCUACAUGGGCCAUCUUACCCUGGUUGCAGAGGAAGUCGUUAAAUUUAGCGAACGCCACCCGCCUGAGCUGCUUUCACGUUCCGUUAUGGAAUCAGUACUGAACCCGGACUGGAUUGACUACGUCGAGCAGACCCUCUCCGAAACUAGGGAACGGGAUAACGCCAUUCUAGGCGGCGUGCGUCCAGACAUGGCUGUUGGGCCUCGACAGACGGUCAUCAGCUCUGGUCAAGGCUUCAACAGCAAUUCUUCCAACGCGCUAGCUGAAGCCGGACUCAAUGGUGGGAUCGGGUCCUCUUCCUUCCAAGGCUUUGAUCUUAACCAGGGCAGUGUCUCCGGAGGAGCAUUCGGCGGUGCGGGUUCCUCACUAUUGAGCGGCUUUGCUAGCUCGAGUGAUGAUGACGAGGAUGAAGAAAUGGAGGACCAGGAUGAACGAGAUGCCGGCAUUGUUGAAAGCGAGAAUGAGAAUGUGACCUCGAACACUGCGAGCCAGCCCAUUCCCAUUUUACCACCGCCUCCGGCUCCUUUGAGCCUUGGUCCCUCUCGAGCUCGACGCCAGCUGGCAGCACGCCUUGCCGCCCAGAAGCAGCAAACAAGUGAGAACGCAGACGACGAAGAGGACGAUCAAAGAAUUGAACAGGACGACCGUCAUGAAUCCGAUUGGCCUAGUAAUCCAUUCGUCAUUGCAGGAGUUGAUGAUGAUGGCGAAGGAGGCUCGGCGUUCCCCAACUCCGACUUUCCGGCCAGCGCAGAUAUGGCCUCUCCCACGUUUCCCGAGUCGGGUUUCAGCCCACCUGACUCACUGUCCAAUUCAUCCGAUGAGGAUGGGGACGGUCGUUCAGAAGCUGUGCGAAGGAACGUCCGCAUGCCCCUGGAAGUCGAAGAUGAAGACGAUGAGAUGGGCGAGAUGGUCGGACCCAGUGCUACUGGAAUGAUCGAUUCAGAUGACGAAGAUGAAGCCAUCAUCAAUGAGUCAUUGGGCUAUUCUAACCUCCCUGGCCAGUCACGCUACAGCGGCUUCCGCCGACAGCGCGCCGUGAGCUCCCAUUUCGAUGACGACCAAAAUGACAGCAGUGACGGCGAGGAUGACGGGCUAGUGGAGAUCUUAGUCCCAGGCCGCAAAUCCUCAACCUCCAACUAG
This is a messenger RNA of Penicillium maclennaniae, 3174 nucleotides long. RefSeq names its product SAPS family protein. Gene Ontology annotation, cellular component: cytosol; nucleus. Lineage: Eukaryota; Fungi; Ascomycota; Eurotiomycetes; Eurotiales; Aspergillaceae. Gene Ontology annotation, molecular function: protein phosphatase regulator activity; protein phosphatase binding. The record is from RefSeq and is a predicted model, not a curated record. Bases 1 to 3174 code for a protein of 1057 amino acids. The transcript has 5 exons.